AUGGGCCUCGGGUGGGCAGGUGAGGGGCUGGGGAGCAGUGGCAAGAACCGGCGUGUGUGCCACGCCGCGGCGCGGCUGGAGAUGGGCAGCCUCUGGGAGGAGUUCAACCGCCUGGGCACCGAGAUGAUCGUCACCAAGGCGGGCAGGAGGAUGUUCCCCACCUUCCAGGUGAAGCUGUCAGGCCUGGACCCACUGGCUGACUAUGUCCUGCUCAUGGACUUCAUCCCCCUGGAUGACAAGAGAUACAGAUAUGCCUUCCACAGCUCCUCCUGGCUGGCAGCAGGCCGAGCUGACCCAGCAGCCCCAGGUCGAGUCCACUUCCACCCUGACUCCCCAGCCAAGGGGGCGCAGUGGAUGCGCCAAAUCGUCUCCUUCGACAAGCUCAAGCUGACCAACAACCUCCUGGAUGACAACGGCCACAUCAUCCUCAACUCCAUGCACCGCUACCAGCCGCGCUUCCACGUGGUCUUCGUCGACCCUCGCCGCGACAGCGAACGCUUCGCCCACCAGAACUUCAAGUCCUUCAGCUUCCCUGAGACCCAGUUCAUGGCAGUGACAGCUUACCAGAACCACCGGAUCACCCAGCUGAAGAUCGCCAGCAACCCCUUUGCCAAGGGCUUUCGGGAUGGUGACCCUGAGCCGUGGUGUGGGGUGCCCGCAGGGUCCCUGCUGGGUGCCAUGCCCCGUGCCCGCACCACCGCGUUGCCCCCCCAACACGAGAAGCAGGAGAAAGGGGCUCCCCGCAGCCAGGGGGCACUGGUCACCACUGCUCCCCCCCAGCCAGCUCCCCCCAGCUUUCCUGAGCUGCCCACAUCCCCCUUCCAGCCCCUCACCUGUCCCACUGGUGUCUACAUGGGGGGCAAACCUCGCGCCCUGCCCUACCCCCUGCCCACCUUCCCCCCACUCAGCACCUACAGCACCACCACAACCCCCCAUUUUGGCUAUGGGCAGCAGUGA
This is a messenger RNA of Pogoniulus pusillus (Red-fronted tinkerbird), 957 nucleotides long. RefSeq names its product T-box transcription factor 10 (gene TBX10). Lineage: Eukaryota; Metazoa; Chordata; Aves; Piciformes; Lybiidae. The coding region runs from base 1 to 957 and encodes 318 amino acids. The record is from RefSeq and is a predicted model, not a curated record. Gene Ontology annotation, molecular function: DNA-binding transcription factor activity, RNA polymerase II-specific; RNA polymerase II cis-regulatory region sequence-specific DNA binding. The transcript is spliced from 8 exons. Gene Ontology annotation, cellular component: nucleus. Gene Ontology annotation, biological process: regulation of transcription by RNA polymerase II; cell fate specification; positive regulation of DNA-templated transcription.